GGGAGCGCCCGCCGCGCGCCGGGAAGUCGGUGCCGCUGCCGUCUCCGCGUUCGCCAUGCGUCCCGGGGCGCCAGGGCCACUCUGGCCUCUGCCCUGGGGGGCCCUUGCUUGGGCCGUGGGCUUCGUGGGCUCCAUGGGCUCGGGGGACCCCGCGCCCGCUGGUGUCUGCUGGCUGCAGCAGGGCCAGGAGGCCACCUGCAGCCUGGUGCUCCAGACUAACAUCACCCGGGCCGAGUGCUGCGCCUCCGGCAACAUUGACACAGCCUGGUCCAACGUCACCCACCCGGGGAACAAGAUCAACCUCCUUGGCUUCUUGGGACUUGUCCACUGCCUCCCCUGCAAAGAGACAGGGGUUCACCACAUUGGCCAGGCUGGUCUCAAACUCCUGACCUCAAGUGAUCUGCCAGCCUUGACCUCCCAAAGUGCUGGGAUUACGGGCGUGUGCCACCGUGCUCGGCCUGUUGGAGAUUCGUGCGACGGGGUGGACUGCGGCCCGGGCAAGGCGUGCCGCCUGCUGGGGGGCCGCCCGCGCUGCGAGUGCACGCCCGACUGCGCGGAGCUCCCGGUGCGCCUGCAGGUCUGCGGCUCGGACGGCGCCACCUACCGAGACCAGUGCGAACUGCGCGCCGCGCGCUGCCGCGGCCACCCGGACCUGCGCCUCAUGUACCCGGGCAGCUGCCGCAAGUCCUGUGAUCGUGUGGUGUGCUCACGGCCGCAGUCGUGCGUCGUGGACCAGACUGGCAGUGCCCACUGCGUGGUGUGUCGGGCGGCACCCUGCCCUGUGCCCGCCAGCCCCGGCCAGGAGCUCUGCGGCAACAACAACGUCACCUACAUCUCCUCGUGCCACCUGCGCCGGGCCACCUGCUUUCUGGGCCGCUCCAUCGGCGUGCGCCACUCAGGCAGCUGCACAGGCACCUUUGCAGGCACCCCUGAGGAGCCCCCAGAUGAUGAAUCGGCGGAGGAGAAAGAGAACUUCGUGUGAGCCUGCAGGACAGGCCUGGGCCUGGCGCCCAAGGCCCCCCACCACCCCCUGUUAUUUAUUGCCACAGCAGAGUCUAAUUUAUAUCCCACAGACACUCCCUAAACCUGGAUUCAGAGCACUUGGGGAUCCCAAAGCCCCCUGACCAUAUCCUGGAAGGAUUGAGGAAUGGAGGCCUGGGGCCGGCUGGUGGGUGGGAUAGACCUGCCUCCUGGGCACUGAGGGCUCAUUUUAGCCCCUACCCUGAGUGCUAUUGCCAGGGAGGACCCCACACUUCUGCUCCUUUGGGGAUAAACCUAUUAAUUGUUGCUACCAUCAGGAGGGCUGGGCAUUCCCUGCUGGUAAUUCCUGAAGAGGUAUGAUUGCUUUUCUUAGCCCCAAGCCUCCUAGAACAGGGGCCUUGGGCUUAGGCCAGGAGGAGCAGAGGAGGUCUAGCCUGGGUGUGAAUGGAUGGUCUAGCCUGGGUGUGUAUGGAUGGACCUCAGAACAUUGUGACCUUACCCAGCAGGAGAGACCCUUCAUGAAGGUCAGGAAGGCUGCCACUGUUCCCUCCUACCAGCCCAUGAACUCCAACCUCCCCACUGCCUCUGUGUGCCCCUUUGCGUACUGUGAAGGCCACUGAGAAAUGCCCAGUGUGCCCCUGGGAAAGGGCACCGCCAGUGCUCGGGAUAUGGGCCACGUUCAGCCACAGAACUGCCCAGCGCCUUCCCCGCUGCGGUCCACAUCAGUUUAUGAGGCGACAUCGCAUAGUCUCAGACGUGGAGCAGCCAGCAGCAGCUCAGAACAGGGCACCGUGUCUGGUGGAGCCCCGUCCACUUUGGGGGGUGUCUCUGGGAGGAACCUCGGGCCCCUGCUCACCCACCUGCCUUGAGGGGGGGUAUAGGCACCAAGACUCACACAUGUGUAGCAUCCCGGAGACCUGGAGCCGGGGGUCCCAGUAGCACCCCCGGGUGCCUGCUGCCUCCACAUCAGCAUUCACACACAGGACUCCCGUGUCCCCGCACAGCCCGCCUGGCCAGGCCUGCAGACCCAGGCUCCAGCCAGACCCACCUCACCCAUCAGCAUAGCUGGACCCGCCUCACCACACCAGCCAGGUGCUGGUCAUGGGCCAGCUCCUCCUCGGCAUGGGCUGACGCUCAGAAUCCCCCGCCCGUGCCUGUUUGUAGAUCAGAACCUCAAACCAGCUAUGGGGAGGGGACGACAUGGAGGAAAUGCCGCUCCCCCUUUGGGGUGAGGGGAGCUUACUCAUCCUCCUACAGCCCCCCCUAGGCAGUGCCUUACCUGUGGUACCCAGAAAAGUGCCCCUGGGCUGGGGGGGUCUAUGGGAGCCUCCGACCAGGCUGCCCUCCCCACCCUGGGGUCCGGCCUCACCAAAGAAAUAAAGACUCAAAGAAACCA
Molecule: messenger RNA, 2377 nt
Organism: Callithrix jacchus (white-tufted-ear marmoset)
Lineage: Eukaryota; Metazoa; Chordata; Mammalia; Primates; Cebidae
Gene: FSTL3
Product: follistatin like 3
Biological process (GO): anatomical structure development
Molecular function (GO): calcium ion binding; collagen binding; protein binding
Source: RefSeq, a predicted model, not a curated record